CGUCGCCAAACACGUGCUGGUCGUUGACGUUUUCAAUUUCCGAAUUCUGUCAAGCUGUAUCAGUGGGUCGUUACAAAUGGGCUCGUGGUCCUACUAAAUCCAGAAUUUAACCGUUUGUAUUCAUUUUAUUUCAACUGAAAAUGUCGCGCAAGAGUGAAUUGUCAGCAGAAGAAGUCCAAGCCAUAAAUUCCCCAGUCAGAAGGUCGUCGCGUUUGAGCCAAACUAAAGAUGUAGCAGGUCCUGAAAAAGCACCAGCUGCUUCAGUGAAAACUAGGCGUUCUUCUGCAUCAGAGCAAGAACCUGUUCAGACUAAACCAAUAAGAGGAAGACGAGUGAGCCAGGAUGCGGUAGAAUCAAAGAUCCCAUCGAAAACUACAAGAAGGAGGACCUCUGUGUCGUCAGAAACCGUCAACGAGAAGCCACAAGAGUCCAAACCCGAAACAAAGAAACCAACUAGAAGGAAUUCACUUAGUGAUAACACCGAAAUCAAGGUUACCCCUAGGCUAACAAGAAGGCGAUCAGCAUCAGUAGAUGAUGGGGUAGUGAAUGAAAAUGCGCCCGUAACUAGGAGCCGAAGACAGUCUCUAGAACCUUUAGACGUGGAUGUGGAAGCUAAAAGAGUCACGCGAAGCCGAAGAUCAUCAGUGGAAACCCCAGAAGAAGCGGAAAUUGUGCGCACCCCAGUGAAAAGUACAGCAACUAAAGGAAAGCGAAGAGCCUCAGUUGCUUUGGAUCCUAUUGAAGAACAAACAGAAAGCAGGAAAAGCGCCUCUCCAUCACAAGAUAUAAAAGAGCUCAGUAUUAUUCAUGAAACGAGUCCCAAAGAAGAGGCAAACAAGUCUAGCACAAGCUCUCCUGAGAAAAUACAAACCCGCUCUAGUAAAUCGCCUGUAGUAAACGAUACAGAGAAACGCAAAACCAUCUCUCCUAGAAAAAGUACGAGAAGAUCCUCUAGUAAGUCACCUGUGGUCAAAGAGGACGGAACUGGCAGUCCAAAGACUAGAAGGUCGCUGUUCGUCAGCCUUGAAAAUGGUGUUCAUACAAAGUCAGAAGAACAACAAGAUAGUGAGGUUGAACCUCAAAGCAAGAUACCUGAACCAAAAGAAGGUCCUGCAGAAAUGUAUACAUCUCCAUCAAAACGCCAAAAACUUGAGGAAAAUGAAGGAAAGAAAGAUACUGUUGAAACAGUUGAAAAACAAAAUGGAGAAGUUGUAUCUACAAAUCAUGAUAUUGACAAGAAUAUUGAGAACGAACAAAAGCACCAAGAAACUGUCGAAGAAUCGCAAGUUGCUGGUAAAACAGAUACUGUUGAAAACGCAUCAAACAGUCAAACAGAAAAUACAAAAGCAAAAUCAGCAGAAAAUCAUAUUGGAAAUUCAGAUGUGGAGGAAGAGAAGGAAAACGUGCUGGCAAAGAGCAAUCAAGAAGUUGUUCCUGAUAAAGCAUCUGUUGCGGACAAGAUACUGAAAUUGAAGGAUGAAUCGGUCGAGGUACCGUUGCAAGAGGUUCAAGUCAGGCAUUCUCGGAUUUCACUGGGUGGUUCACAAAGAGUGUCUAAUGUUUUUAGGCCAAAGGAUGUUGACUUCAGCUUUGCAGAACCUAUGGAAGUGGAUGAGUUGUCUAUGCUAAACAAUACUAAAAGAACAAAUAUGGAUGUGAGUAGGGUUCGAGAUUCCUGUGUCGAUGUUGAUGAGUCAGUAGAUGACAGCUUCAAGCUAACGUUAAACGAGACUGUUGAUGAUUCCAUUGCUAACGAUGAAAGCGUUUUGGCUGGAUCCAAAACCAACUCGCCAAAGAUUCGGCUUAGUGAAGAGCAGCGGAAAUUGUUGAGCGAAACGGAUAAAAAUUCCAGUGAAGAUGUUGGAGAAUGCCAUAAAACUUGCGAAUCGGAUGAUUAUGAAUUUGAAGUUCCUUCAGAUGAUGAAACAGAAUCCAAUAAAGUAAAUGAUGAAAAUGCAAUACACCAGGAGAAAACGGAUGAUAAACAGAAAUCAGAAGAUAGUAAAGUAGAUGAUGUUGAGGUCGGAAAUAAGGAAAACUCAAAAACGGAUGCUUUAGUAGACCAAAGUCAAACUAAAAUAGAUGUAGAUCAUUCAGUGAGAGAAGUGGAUGAACAUGAUGCAGGAGUUUUGAAAAAGGACAAAGAAGAUGAGAUAGAUUAUGAGCAGCCAACAGUAGUUAUAGAAGGUUUGUGUGAUGAGGUACAAUCUCAGGACUCUGAGUUGGACCAGACUGUGAAAGUGUCACGAGAAGAAUUGAACGAUGACAUUAAUGUUAAAAAGGUCGAAGUAAUGGAGGCAGAUGACGCUGAAGUUGAUGAGAAGCGAACUGUACUAGAUAUGCCUCAAGGAAAAACAGAUGAAAACGAUGAAGUUAUGAAUGAUGACAGUUCGGAAGAAGCUAAGGUAAAUAAUGCACCUGAAAAGAAGACUGAUACUAGUCUUACUUUAGGAAAAGAUACAGUUGAAGACGUAAAAUCAAAGAGUCCUACUUCCGCUGGUCACGAUGAAAUUGCCGAGGUUCCUGCUGGUAUUGAUGCGAAAGAAGCAUUAAAUGUUUCCGUCAAGUCAACUCAAGGGUCUCCAGUUACUGCUGUUAAAAGAAAGUCGCUCACUAUAUCGCCGAAAACUGAUACUAGUCUUACUUUAGGAAAAGAUACAGUCGAAGACGUAAAGUCAAAGAGUCCUACUUCCGCUGGUCACGAUGAAAUUGCCGAGGUUCCUGCUGGUAUUGAUGCGAAAGAAGCAUUAAGUGUUUCCGUCAAAUCAACUCAAGGGUCUCCAGUUGCUGCUGUUAAAAGAAAGUCGCGCACUAUAUCGCCGAAAACUGAUACUAGUCUUACUUUAGGAAAAGAUACAGUUGAAGACGUAAAGUCAAAGAGUCCUACUUCCGCUGGUCACGAUGAAAUUGCCGAGGUUCCUGCUGGUAUUGAUGCGAAAGAAGCAUUAAAUGUUUCCGUCAAAUCAACUCAAGGUUCUCCAGUUACUGCUGUUAAAAGAAAGUCGCGCUCUAUAUCGCCGAAAAUUGCUGAUGAGAAUUCUACAAGUGUUAACUUGGGAGAGACAUUGGACAUUUCCGGCAGAUCAGCUGAAGAAGCUCCAGCAACUGUUGCUGAAAGAAUGUCAGAAAUUAAAUCGUCAAACGCUGUAGAUGGUGAAGAUUCCAAGAAUCUUACUGUCUCUAAAAGAAAGUCGGAUAUUAAUUCACCUCAAAUUGCUGACGGCAAAGUUUCUGCGAAUAUCGAUGUGCCAGAAGCAUCAAACAUUUCCGGUAUGUCAGCUAAAGAAUCACCAGUCAUUGUUGCUGAAAAAAGAUCAGAAAUUAUAUCACCAAAAAUUGCCGAUAGUGAAAAUGCAAAUGUUGAUGAAUCAGAACCUUCACCAGUGAAAAGCAAACUUGAAACUGAUUUACCGGAAAUUGAUAAUAGUCCCACAGCAACUAAGCUGUCUACUUCUGACUCUGAAGCAAUUGAAAUAGAUGAUAAUAGUACCACUGAAGCUGGAAGUACACCUGAUCAACACAAAAGUAAACAAACAAGAAAACUGCUCAAAACUGUUGAUAGAAACAGCACGAGAUGGGUGAACCAGGACGAUCCUGUUACAGUCGUGGAUAAAUCCGAAUCCAGUCCUACCAUUUCUAGCAAAAUCAAUAAAUACAUAGAUUCUAAGAUAGCUGAUAUUCUCCUAUCAAAUUCCAGCACAAAGGAUGAUUCUAUCUCUGAAGAACCUAGUGAGUCAAUGAAUGAAAGUGUAUUCGAAUCAGGUGAAACAGAUAGUGAUGCCACCAAACGGAAGAAGAAUCCGAAUAAAUCUACAAAACGAGAUACUGAGGAUGAUCAUGGUAAUGAGGAUGAAUCUUGCGGAGAAGAGGAAUCAGACGAAGAGAACGAUUAUAUUGAUUCAAUGGCUGAAGAAGGUGAAGAAGACACUCCUUCAGAAGAUAGCAAUGCUAUUAUAGAUGAGGGAGAGUCGGUUGGUUCAACAGAUUCCGAAAAAGACGGAACUGAUGAGUACGAUUCAAACGAUUCGUUCAUCUGUGAUGAUGAUGAGGAAGAAAAACUUCUACCAGGUCACGAAUUUGAUCUAGAAAUAGAUUGCAGCACGAGGAAAAAACGAAAAUCACGUAUAAUAAACGUAGAUAAUGAAGAUACCGACGUUAUAAUCAUGUCUGAAAAAGGAAAAUCUGUGAAACCUAGGAAAGCUAGUAGCCAAGAAACUUCAAACGAAUCGUCGAGUAGUGAAAGUAAGUCAGAUACUGAAGACGCUAUAGUACCUCAAGAUAAAAGCGCUGAAAAGGCUGAACCUGCAACUCAGGCAAAGUCUGAAACACCUUUUAGGAGGUCCUCAAUAACCAUUUUGGAAAACGUGAAUGUGAAAGAUAUCAAAGACCCUGGCAUGAGCGAAAGAAUACAUUCCCUGAUGGAAUCUUUCACUACAAAUCUCAAAGAGGGAGAUAUUUCAAUGAAUUUGUCUUUAGAAUACAUAAAUGAUGGUAUUUCUGAAAGCAAGUUAAAAAAGAGAAAGAGUGAAAGCUCUGAAGAAGGCGAAAGUGACACCAAAAAGGCUAAGGUUGAGCUAGAUGAAGGUAAUGUUGUUGCAGUAUCAUCGAAGAAAAGUAAGAAAAAGAAACACAAAACAAGUGUAACCGAUGAUUUAAAGACAAAAACCUUUUCUUUAAUGAGCCAAUUAAUUACCGACGUUAAGAAUAGACCAAAACGAUUAGUCAAACCAAGCACAACCAUGGAAAGCUCAUGGACCGUAGAAAACGCCAAAGCCAAACCUUCAGUGAGUAUGAUUACCAAAAAAGAUAUAGAAGAAUUUAAGGCAAAGAAAGCACAUCCUAAAGAUCUUAGGCAGAAGCUUCUAUACGACUCAGGCAGGGUGAAACGUGUUGAUGCCAAAACUCUAUUGAAAAGGUUAGACGGCAGAUAAAAUGUAUUCCAUUUAUAUUUAUUGUUUUUACUUUAAAUUCGUCAUUGAUAUGUGUUAAGUUUUUCAGUGUAAUAAGCAUUACAAAUAAACACUGUUCAUUUUAUUACAACUGUGUCUUAGAAAAAAUAAACUAUUUUCUCAAA
Messenger RNA from Acanthoscelides obtectus, 5074 nucleotides. NCBI's taxonomy places the organism in Eukaryota, Metazoa, Arthropoda, Insecta, Coleoptera, Chrysomelidae. The record is from the annotation of a GenBank genome assembly.